Molecule: messenger RNA, 1343 nt
Organism: Phanerochaete carnosa HHB-10118-sp
Lineage: Eukaryota; Fungi; Basidiomycota; Agaricomycetes; Polyporales; Phanerochaetaceae
Exons: 4
Coding region: 19-1134 (371 amino acids)
Biological process (GO): translation
Cellular component (GO): cytosolic large ribosomal subunit; ribosome
Molecular function (GO): RNA binding; structural constituent of ribosome
Source: RefSeq, a predicted model, not a curated record
UCAGAACCACCGUCAACGAUGGCCUCCCGUCCCACAGUCAACGUUCACUCUACAGCAGGAGAGGCUUCCACCUCCCUCCCCUUACCUGCGGUCCUCACCGCGCCCAUCAGACUCGAUGUUGUCCAGCAGGUUCACAAGAGCCUCGCCAAGAAUAAGAGGCAGGCGUACGCCGUGAGCGAGAAGGCCGGCCACCAGACCUCUGCUGAGUCCUGGGGUACUGGUCGUGCCGUCGCCCGUAUCCCCCGUGUCGGCGGUGGAGGAACCCACCGCUCCGGUCAGGCUGCGUUUGGUAACAUGUGCCGUGGCGGUCGCAUGUUUGCCCCCACCAAGACCUGGCGCAAGUGGCACGUCAAGGUCAACCAGAAUCAGCGUCGCUUCGCCGUUGUUUCUGCCCUUGCUGCCUCCGCCCUUCCUUCUCUUGUCCUUGCUCGCGGCCAUCGUAUUGAGCAGAUCGAGGAGGUUCCUCUCGUCGUUGACUCUGCCGUCGAGUCCUUCAAGAAGACCAAGGAGGCUGUUGCUCUCCUCAAAACCCUCAACGCUCACGCUGAUAUCGCCAAGGUCUCUAACUCUCGCAAGCUCCGCGCCGGCAAGGGCAAGCUGCGCAACCGCCGUCACCGUCAACGCCGCGGUCCCCUCGUGGUCUAUAAUGAGGACAACGGCAUUGUUAAGGCGUUCCGCAACGUCCCUGGUGUUGAGAUCGUCAACGUUCGUCGCUUGAAUCUCCUCCAGCUCGCGCCCGGCGGUCACCUUGGUCGGUUCGUGAUCUGGACCCAGGGAGCCUUCGCCCUCCUCGACGAGGUCUUCGGCACAUUCGAUACGCCCUCGGUCUACAAGAAGGAUUACGUCCUCCCUACUGCCAAGAUCACGAACCCCGAUGUAACGCGUCUGAUCAACAGCGACGAGAUCCAGUCGGUCAUCCGCCCCGCGAAUGCCAAGCACCAAAAGCGCCCGUGGACGCAGCACAAGAACCCUCUGGUCAACAAGGGUGUACUCUUCCGCUUGAACCCUUAUGCGAAGACUCUCCGGAGGCAGGAGCUACUCAAGCAGGAGCGCAUCAAGGCCAAGGGCGCCAAGAAGGCCAAGACCCCGAAGGCAGCCGGCGAGGCCUUCUUGAAGACUUUCUUCGCACCUUAAGUGCCCUCGCUCUCUCGUGCGUGUGUGGCUGUGGAGGAGUAGAGAUUGGGAUGUUGUCGCGACUUAUUGCUUCGAUACAGCUCUUCGUCGUAUGCUAUUCCACUAUCUGGUUCUGCUGUCGCAUGUCCGAUAUGAUUACCAUACCGAAAAUAAGUUGUACUGUCGCGUGGUGUUCGGGGACUUGUGGUUAUGUACGAGAUGGACUGCCG